This is a messenger RNA of Rhagoletis zephyria (snowberry fruit fly), 678 nucleotides long. Lineage: Eukaryota; Metazoa; Arthropoda; Insecta; Diptera; Tephritidae. The record is from RefSeq and is a predicted model, not a curated record.
AUGGCCAAAGAGGGAGAUGAUAAUGACUCAGCUACUACUUCAUCAACUAAAAAAUCGACAGGAUCAACCACCACCACCAAAUCGCUGACUGACAAUGAGAUUAUCGCCAACUGCAUUCUCUUCUUUGUGGCCGGCUUUGAGACGACAGCCAGCACCCUCAGCCACGCCCUCUUUGAGCUGGCUCGCCACCCUGAGGCUCAAGCUCGCCUAGCUGAAGAGCUGAAAAGUGCCAUUCAAGAAAAAGAAGUCAACUCUGAGCACUUUAUCAACAGCGUUCUCAGCGACAAGGAGACACCGUACCUGGAAGCGGUUAUCAAGGAAACGUUGAGACUGUAUCCGCCCGUUCCGAGGCUAAACCGACGAGUAGCAGUGGAUGGCUACCGCCUGGGAGGCGUGGAACUGAAGAAGGACAUGGGCGUGGAAAUUCCCGCUUACGCAGUGCACCGCCACCCCGACUACUACGGCCCCGAGCCGGAACGCUUUAAUCCAGAUCGGUGUCGGCAUGCGAUUCGCCUACCAGGAGAUGAAACUGUGUCUGGGGGCGCUGGUGGGCCGGUUCCGAUUUGCACCGGCGCCCGAGACGCCCGCCGAGUUGACCUUCAGCAAGAUUGGCCUGCUGGCGGUGAAGAGCUUUCCGCUGGCCGUCAGCCGCCGCCGAAAAGCAGCCUAACUAACUAG